CAGAAAAAUAGGAAUGAUCUAUGUUGUACCAACUUCUAUGCAGAUCACCCGAUUCGUAGACCUAUAACACAUGACAUCGUUCUAUAUUGUCGAAAUGCAACUUCGGAGGAAAAGUAUACAAUGAUAUCAUCUAGACAAGCCAAUCAAGCAAGCAUCCGCAAAGAUACACAAGCCAGACUUGCAGAGCUCAAAGGAGUAGCAUUGAACACAAUACCUUAUCCACGUUCUAAUGCUAUUUUAACUCAAUAUCAAGAGGAGAUUAGAAAUCUCGAAAACAAAGCCAAUUAUCAUCAAGAAAUAGAUUCUAUUGACAAGUUAGCUGACUGGUUAGCUGGGCCAGAAAAGGGUUAUAAGCCAAAGAAAUUGGAUCCGGUCCCUACUACAAUGGAUGAAUGGGUAGAUAAACAUUUAUGGCUUGGAAAAGAAGAUCCAGUUCGACAUGCAAAUGGAUCAAUUACAUG
This is a messenger RNA of Diversispora eburnea, 461 nucleotides long. NCBI's taxonomy places the organism in Eukaryota, Fungi, Glomeromycota, Glomeromycetes, Diversisporales, Diversisporaceae. The record is from the annotation of a GenBank genome assembly.